Papilio polytes (common Mormon) is the source of this 1892-nucleotide messenger RNA. RefSeq names its product phosphatidylcholine:ceramide cholinephosphotransferase 2-like. Gene Ontology annotation, cellular component: endoplasmic reticulum membrane; Golgi membrane. Gene Ontology annotation, biological process: sphingomyelin biosynthetic process; ceramide biosynthetic process. Bases 337 to 1752 code for a protein of 471 amino acids. Gene Ontology annotation, molecular function: sphingomyelin synthase activity; ceramide cholinephosphotransferase activity. The record is from RefSeq and is a predicted model, not a curated record. Lineage: Eukaryota; Metazoa; Arthropoda; Insecta; Lepidoptera; Papilionidae. The transcript has 2 exons.
ACGGCGGCAUCACGUCAAGCCGCGCUCGGCCCGUGCCGACCGCCAGUGCCACGCCGUGCCUUCUCCACUACACCCGUGCCUUACUACCGCGCCAACGACAACACUUUGUUGUUCAGUCUAUACGCUUCAAAUAACUCGUGUUAUAUUGAUUUGUAAUUUCGAUUUUCAGUAAAUAUACCGGUAGAACAUUUUGAUGAAAUGUGAACGUAUCCGCCUCUCGGCCUUGACGUUUCGCGCGCAAAGUUUUGUUUGUAAACAAACGAGCCCGUUGUGUGUGGGAGCGCAGGGCGAGCUGUAGUGUGCCAUGUGAUGUGAGUGCGUGCCAGGGGGAGGAGGAUGGCCAGGUCGCCGCGCCGGGGAGCCCGCGCCAGCGCCCGCGGCGCCGCACGCGACGUCCGCGAGGGCCGCGAGAUCGCGCGCCUCAGGACACAGCUAAACGGAAAAGGCUCGAUCCAGACCAAUGGUGAUUGGAUGACGAUCUCGGCCCGCUCUCCAGACAAGGAGUCUUCGCCACCGGAGCAAAUCAACCUCGCCGAGCCGCUGGUGGAGUCAGUGCGCAUUUAUCUCGCCCAUGAGCUUCCGCCAAAGCAGUUAGCGCCGACGGGCGCUCCGCCCACCGCCUGCCAUGCGGACAUAGGCAACGACACAGCGCGCGACGACAUCCGCGGAAUCAACUUCGAGCCCCGUCUGCAGCGCAACGGCAAUGACGUGAACAACAACGCGUCGCGCCGAGCCAUGCCCAGCCAAGCCGAGCUGAUGCAGCGCCAACCGCUGCUGGCGCGCGCCGCUAAGCCAGACGCGCCGCAGCCCACCACCGAUGACUCCGACCCUGACCAGGAUCAUUCGCCGCAGCGUACUCACGCCACCGAUUUUGUUGUUGAAAUUCCGCCCGGCGCUGUACGCGAGGAACGCUACCCGAAGGAGAUAUGGAAGACGAUAAUCUCCUUCUUUUUCCUCUUUAUGUGUGUCUGCAUUAAUAUGAUGUCAUUGUCUCUCGUCCACGAGCGACUCCCCGAUAGAAAUACCACCGCGCCCCUCGGGGACAUCAUCCUCGACAACAUAACCGCGAGAGAUUGGGGCCUGGCCGUGUCAGAAUAUCUCAUCAUGAUAUCGACGACGGUCGCGAUGAUGGUGGUCGUAUUCCACAAGCACCGGUUCAUCGUGGCACGCCGCAUGUUCUUCAUAAUCGGCUUGCUGUACCUGUACCGCUCGGUCACCAUGUUCGUGACCGUCCUGCCGGUCUCCAGCACGACCUACUACUGCAGCCCAAAGAGCAAUAACACGACGCCGCUGCUCGUUAUUAGAAGAAUGUUUUACCUCAUAUCCGGCUUCGGAUUAUCUAUUAAUGGGAAGCACACGUACUGUGGGGAUUACAUAUACUCGGGGCACACAAUGGUGCUAGUAUUGAGUUAUUUAAUAGUAGCAGAAUACUCGCCGAAGAAAUUGUGGCCUGUGCAUUGGGCCAUGUGGGGCUCGGCAAUUCUCGGUGUCUCGUUUGUUUUGCUAGCGCACGGCCACUAUACCGUGGACGUGGUGAUCGCGUACUACGUUACGACGCGGCUGUUCUGGACGUUUCACUCGAUGCUGGUGACACCGUACCGGAGCGGUGGCUACAACCAAUACAUGAUACAGCGCGAGUGGUGGUACUGGCUGUUCACGUACCUGGAGAGGAACGUGCGCGGCCCGGUGCCUCGCCGGUACGACUGGCCGCUGCCGUGGCCGCGCACCAAGCUCUUCAGCCGACUUAGCUAGUGACGCGCUCGCGCCGCGCCGCCGCCGGAGCGGGUAUGACCCUCACCUUUUGCGAAUGACGCUUCAGCACCUGCAGCUCCUUCGGGCUGGUGCGCGUGCAGAUCGCCAACGUGAGCGUGUAGUCGAACUGGUGCACGAUC